Molecule: messenger RNA, 3237 nt
Organism: Perca fluviatilis (European perch)
Lineage: Eukaryota; Metazoa; Chordata; Actinopteri; Perciformes; Percidae
Gene: abhd18
Product: abhydrolase domain containing 18
Exons: 14
Coding region: 222-1613 (463 amino acids)
Source: RefSeq, a predicted model, not a curated record
GUCAAUGCCUAACCUCAACCAAUCGUACUGCUACGCAGGGCGGAUAUUGCCAGGAAAGAAAGUGGGAUGACAAAUGUUGCAUAGUAUAGAGGAUCUUUGGUUUGGUUCUUAACCGGCUCUCGGGACGUUAACGUUAGCUGUUAGCUAGCUAGCAGUGCCAAGAAAUCUACAACAAGGAUAACAAACAUCUGUGUACAGUCUGAGAUGCCAGGUGCUGGUCCAUGGGUGUGAGCCGACUUGAUGUAUUUUACAGAAGGCUGCUCCUCACCAAACUCUUCAUUGGGGGAUGGGGGAAGCCUGAAGACCUCAAGAGAAUCUUUGAGUUCCGUAAGAUCAUUGGGAACAGAGAGAAGUGCAGGUCCCUGGUGCCUAAGGACUAUCCAGUUUACAUAAACAAGACAGAGGAGCACGCUGACUGUAAGAUCCACGAUGGGUUUUUCAUUUCUCCUCUGGAGCAUUUAGUUCCUGGAAUCCUGCCACCAGAGGCUGUCAAAGCCAGGUUUCAGUUUAUAGUUCCGAAGAGGUGGCAGAAGGACAGACCAGUAUGUAUCCACUUGGCAGGAACUGGAGACCAUUAUUUCUGGCGUCGUAGGACCCUGAUGGCCAAGCCCAUGGUCAAAGAGGCAGGAAUGGCUUCACUGCUUCUGGAGAAUCCGUAUUAUGGCUAUCGUAAACCCAAAGACCAACUGCGGUCCAGUCUAAAGAAUGUGUCAGACCUGUUUGUGAUGGGAGGGGCUUUGAUCCUGGAGUCAACAGUGCUUCUCCAUUGGCUGGAGAGAGAAGGUUACUGGCCACUAGGAAUGACUGGCAUCUCCAUGGGAGGAUAUAUGGCGUCCCUGGCAGUGACUAACUGGCCAAAGCCCAUCCCUCUGAUUCCCUGUUUGUCCUGGUCUACUGCCUCUAGUGUCUUCACCACGGGUGUGCUGAGUAAAGCAGUGAACUGGAGAGAGCUGGAGAAGCAGUAUGCCAUUAACUCAGUGUAUGAAGAGGAGAUCAUUAAGCUGUUGGAGUACUGUGGGGCUGACUCCUUUAAAAUGGGUCCAGAAUUUGCCAAGAAUGUGGACUCUUCAGAGCAUCUGUUGGUCCUGUCUGGAGGUGACAGAGCGACAGUGGGUCUGAACUCCAAGGCUGGAGGGGAAGCCGAGGCUGGACGAGGCCUGUUUAUUGGUGGCGGCCUGGAAGGGGGCAGUGCUAGAGUAGACCAAUUGUUAUCAUCCGUGAACAGCAGUGGAAUGAGCUUGGACACUCUACCAAGAAGCCUUCUUGCAAACAACACACUGCUUGGAAAGAAGACGGAUUUUGCCAAAUGCUGUCGGCCAUCAUUACAUAGAGAAUCUAUAAGCUUCAUGAAGGGAGUGAUGGACGAAUGUACACACAUGGCCAACUUCUCUGUCCCUGUAGACACCAGCCUCAUUAUCGUGGUCCAGGCCAAAGAGGAUGCCUACAUCCCUCGUACAGGGGUCCUCAGUCUGCAAGAGAUCUGGCCGGGAUGUGAAGUCCGAUACCUGAAUGGAGGACACAUCAGUGCAUACCUGUUUAAACAGAAUGUCUUCAGACAGGCCAUAUAUGAUACAUUCAACAGAUUCUGCCUGAAGUAUCCCAGCCGGCAUUAGACAUGGCAGACUGAAGUCCUGUACUCCCUGUAACAGCACCAGGACCAGUGGCUGGACAUAAAAACCAAUGCCUGUCCAUAGACCAGAGGCUUCCCUUUCUGUGUGUGUGUGUGUGUGUGUGUGUACACGUGUGUGUGUUCUGUUUUUUACUGUCCCUUCACCUGCUGAGGGACUACAGAUGGAAAGUGUCUUCUCUUUUUUGAAAUUGUUACUUAGUACAAUGUCCCUGAUUUAAAACCUCUAAAAAAUUUAAUAAAAUAUUUAUAACAAAUGUCAUUAUUAAGCAAAUUGAAAUUGAAUUGGUUAUAUUAGUAAUCCUUCAGAUUUGAAGAGAGAUUUGCAAUAACAAAUCAAUUAAUUUGUAGUAAACCCUCUUUGUAGUAGUUUUCAUUGUUUGUGACCAUUCCCACACAGGAUUAAAAAGACAUAACUACACAUAAGGAAAUCACAGGAAACAAUGCAGCAUGUCGUUUGAUUUGAUUUGAUUUGAUAGGCUCACCGUUUACUCUUCACUCUCUUACAGGUGUAUCAGAGCUGUGUCAAGUUAUUGCUUAUGGUACCAAACAUGUCCUACUGCCACUACUUCACAUUAAAAGUGUUAGGCUGCAAACCUCCAACUCUUCAGCAAUGUAAUCAAAGUUGAUGUUCUCUGCUGGUUAUGGAAAACUACUGUGCUUUGUGCAGCAUGAAGUCAGAUCACAGAGUCAAGAGUGACAUGACACGGUCAUGAACGUGUCAUAAACAUUAUAAACAGUCAUAAAUGUUUAUGACAUAACGCUCCUGUCAUUAAGUGUCGUUUUUUGUCAUGACAGGUUAGGGUUCAUGUGUCAUGACAGUGUUGUGUUCGUGACAGUGUCCUGUUACUCUUAUGUAGAUACCUUCAAGUAAUAUGUUACUGAAUUUUGGCUGCACUGUAAACAGAUACACCAGUUGCUCUUCUGUUGUAUUUCUGACAAAGAAGCUGAUCAACCAGUGUUUGCUGUUGUAUUAAAUCACACUUCCCUAUAUCACCAAAUCAACCAGGACUGAAAUCCUAACCCCUAAUUACUUUCAGGCGCGUCUGCGCUGCGAGCAAUCGCAGCCAUUCAAGUCAAUGUUUGAUAUUCCACCAGCUGGGUCUAUUUUCAUGGGAGCAGCGGGCCGCUCAGACAGCCAGGCAGACUAUCCAGUCGAUUUACCAAAACGUCCCCCCAAAUAUUGUUUAUGUCUCCUUUACAACACCACGGACAAUGAGACAUUCAUCUUGGAGGUUGAAAAACAUAUUUCAUAUAUAUAUAAACAUCACAGAUUUUUUUUUAUCAGGACAACACCAGUAAAGAGAAGGCAUGGAGUUUAACUGUAGGAUUGCUUGGAGUGGAAGGUAGAUACUAGUUUAAUAAACACUUGAUUGUUCUGUAGAGUCAAUAUCAUCUGCGAGUUGGGCAGCAAGACGCUCCGCUACUGAGACGCGUCCGGUGUGGUAUGGCGUGUGGCGGAGGAUGGAACAAAACAGCCGCACAGCCGGAACGCAGCACCGACAUGCCCAGUGGAGAAUCGGAGUAUGGAUUACAACUGUCCAGUAAGCACGGGAUGGAAGUAGCCUAUAUUGACGACAUUUAAUUGACGGGAAUAUUCCGGUGUUGCC